AUGCCAGCUUUCACAUUAUAUUUCGGGUCUGUUACUCCCGAAGGACAGACCUACCUCCCGUCUCUAUGGACGUCGCUUUGGACAGCAAUGGGUGGCUUUGCACAGGCAAUCGGUGGAUUCUCGAUCGGCACAGUCAUGGAUCGAUUCGGUCGCAAGUGGACCAUGGUAGCGAUGGCAGUCUUCUCUGUCGCUGGUGUUACCGUACAAUAUUUCUCCAAUAGCCGCGGCUUACUGUUGGCGGGGAAAAUGCUCAAUGGUUUUGCAAUCGGUGCCCUUUUCGCAGUAGCAACUUCCUGGGCUUCAGAGAUUUCAUCUGCCCGUCUACGAGGAAUUAUUCAGUCCUCAUUGAUCUUAUUCCAGACAUGCAUGCAGAUGCUCGGCUUGGGGAUUAUUAGGGCGCUCGUUCCCGACCUCCGGCCCCAGGCGUUUAGAAUCGCAUUUGCCAUCCAAUGGCCCUUGGCAGCCAUCAUUGCGGCAGUCUUUCCCUUCGUCCCAGAAUCCCCGGUUUAUCUGAUAAACAAAGGCCGUAUUUCCGAGGCAAAACAGUCCAUCGCGACCCUAUAUGGAAUCGACAACUCGGUAGAUGCACGUUUGGCACACUUGAUUGAGAUAAUCCGUCACGAAAAUGCGGGGCAAGAAGUCUCAGCCGGCAGCUACCUGGACUGUUUCAAGCGCGCCGACUUGAGACGAACAUUAACCGCAGUCUUCAUCAUCUCUGGUCUCAACAUUUGCGGCGCGCAGCUUCUAACUCAAAACAUCUAUUUCCUAUUUAUCGCCGGCCUCCCGAUCGAGCAUGUGUUCGAUGUUGGUAUCGGCGGGUUCGCAGUGUCUAUUCUCUUAGUGAUAGCAAGCUGGACAGUGCUUGAUAGUGUCGGGCGCCGGUUGUUAUUCCUUUCCGGCCCGCUCGUUUCUGCGGCCGGUCUCUUUAUCAUCGGAGGUCUAUACUAUGUCCGCGGAUUUGGUCCUGUGUGGGGUAUUGCCGUUAUUAUGAAUCUGCUCAUCGCAUGGGGUGUCGUGACCCUCAUCGCUAUGGGUUGGACGCUAGUGUCUGAGAUAUCGUCCUACCGCUUGCGAGCUAAGACUCAGUCGAUCGCCGUGUUUUCAAACGCCAUAUUCCAGUGGAUCUUCUCCUUCAUUACGCCCUAUCUUUAUAAUGUCGAUUCGGCAAACCUCGGCGCGAAGACUGGCUUCAUAUAUGCAGCGCUGGCUAGCGUCUAUCUCGUUGGCGCAUAUUGGAUUGUUCCAGAGACUAAGGGGCUUAGCAUCGCCGAGGUAGACUGGAUGUUCGAAAACAGGAUCUCGGCAAGGUACUUUCAGGAGCGCAGACAGGAGGCGCAUGCUCAGAUUAUUGAUAAUAUUGAAAAGUUACCCUAG
Messenger RNA from Parascedosporium putredinis, 1374 nucleotides. Lineage: Eukaryota; Fungi; Ascomycota; Sordariomycetes; Microascales; Microascaceae. The record is from the annotation of a GenBank genome assembly.